Molecule: messenger RNA, 729 nt
Organism: Anopheles maculipalpis
Lineage: Eukaryota; Metazoa; Arthropoda; Insecta; Diptera; Culicidae
Product: caspase-like
Exons: 1
Coding region: 1-729 (242 amino acids)
Biological process (GO): proteolysis
Molecular function (GO): cysteine-type endopeptidase activity
Source: RefSeq, a predicted model, not a curated record
AUGGAGGAACUUGUGCUCCAGGAUUACGACACAAACCAUACUAACCGUGGAACGGCAGUGGUCAUUCUUGAUAAAAACAAUCGGAGAGGGUGUGAACGGGACCUAGCAGCUGUGAAGCAUGUUCUCAAAGAAUUGAAAUUUGCGCUGCGGAUAUGCAUUGAUUAUACAAUAGAGAAGGUGAGAGCGCUACUGAAAGAGGUUGCCACUGAGGACCAUACUAACAGUGACUGUCUGCUGGUAGUGGCUAUGGGUCAUGGAGGAAACGGCAAGCUCAAAAUCAAAAAUGACGAUCUUCACAUCGAGGAAUUGUGGGAAUCAUUUAUUGGCAACAAAUGCCCAUCGUUGAUUGGAAAGCCAAAGCUCGUUUUCAUUCAAUCCUGCCGAGGAGAUAAACAUGACACUGGAGCUCGACUCAUGCAAACAGAUGCCGCACCGAGUGAGAACCAAGCUGUGAAUGUAUCCGUACCUAUAUACGCCGAUCUUCUGGUGAUGUACUCGUGUUACGAAAAUUACGUGUCGUACCGCUGCGAGAUAGAAGGUUCCUGGUUCAUACAGUCCCUAUGCAAAGUGUUAGGAAGCGAUAUUGCCAAAACUGAGUUACACUCGUUGCUAACGCAUGUGGCGUAUCUUGUGAUGAUUCGUACGGGAAAUUCGAUGAAAGGAGGUUUGAAACAAAUGCCCGCGAUUCAUUCAAUGUUGUCUAAACGAUUCUACUUUGUGUCCAAGUAG